AUGGAUCGCGCUUCUGGAGCUCGAAGUCGCGAAGAAGUAAGAUUUUGAAUUUGAAAAAAAAUGUUAGUGAAAAUGUUUUUCAAAACUUAAAAGCCCUCACAAUCUGGGGCUAUAGGCCAAAUAAAGGUUAAAAAAAGUUUAAAACAGCUUAAAAAUAAUUCAAAUCAUUUUCAGAAUCGUGAACGCGCGCUCGAAGUCGUCAACGAAGUGAGCUUUUUCUUCAAAAUCGAAAAAAAAAAUCGGUUCCAUUCGGCUCUAUAGCUUACACAAAACGUUAGGGGUGCGAAAACUUGAUAAUUUUCCUAACGUAGUAAAAAAAGUUCAUAACAAACCUGAAACAAGUUUCUGAGAUCAUAGAAACCUCUAUCUUGGCCUGAGAAACAUGAAAAAACCCUAAAAGCUCAGGAAUGAUAUCUCAAGCGGUAAGGAAUCCAAAAUUAUCUUCUUAACAUUUAAACUUCCAUUUCAAUAUAGUCAUCAGAAAAAAAUUUUUAAAAAAAUCAACUGGUUGUCAAGAAAAAUAAUAAGAAUAGGAAGGAAAAAGAUCAACAGCGGCCUGGAGAAAAGUUAGAGAAGCUGGAAAACUCUCGUUGUCUGGCGUCUUUCCAGGACGAAGCUGAUCUUUUUUUUUGAUUUUAGAAAUUCCUUUUAGGAAAUGUAUGAGCGAUGCUAGGACUUGUGUGAAUUUAUAGAACCGAUAAAUCCAGGAAUCGUCUUAUUGAUCACUAAAAUCAGCUAGCUUGAUCCAAAUCUGGGCGGUUCGGUUCUACAAAAAAGUCAUGGUUUUAACGUUUCAAGGGGUUGCAAUUUUGUUUUUAAAAGGCCGAGAAUGAUCAAUCCUGCAUUUAGACAUACCAAACUGUAUUAUAAAGAAAUCUUGAGGAACUUGAAACUGAUGAACCCGAUAGCGAUAGCAACAGCACGGUCAGCGCUAUAAGCACUGUGAACCUGUCGAGCUCCACGGACGACUAUGAUUCCAGUGAAUCAGAAGCUGUGUCUGACGCCGACGCGAACGGCCCCGCACAGCCGGCUCCGGUCAACCCGACAGAAGCGGAUGACGAACUGUGGCGCCCUCUGCUAUUCCAAUUGCCGGUACGCCAUUUGGAAGUAAAGGGUAACGAGUCUGUGAUAAUCCACCUCACAGGUGUAGCAUAAGUCAUAUUCAUUUUUGAAUGCAAAUUUCGCUUUCUAGUCAAAUUAUAGUUUAGAAAAUAUCGAAAAAUUGUUUUUGAAAAGAAAUGACGAAAAAGAUGACUUGCGCUUAGCCUCGAGUUUCCGGCAAAAAGCCGCGUCGCGAACUUAACGCGGUUUCUGCCAAUCUACUCAUCCCGCCGUUCCAGUCGGGAAAGAUCGGCUAUAUCGAACUCGACUAUGUCUGAAAACAAAUGUAGAGCUCAAAAUGCUAAGCUCACGCGGAGAACAGCUAACUCGAAAGUUUGAAAAAAUGAUCAAAAAAAAGGAAUGCCAACAUCGAGCAAGGCUUUGUUUCCUGAAAUCAAAACCGAAAACUAGUCGUAAUUUCAUCGUCCUGACUUUCUGCCCGAGUCUCAUAACUGGAAAUAACUAAAAAUCACAGAAAACAGUCGCGGUUGCACUUCAUUUGGCGAUAAAAAAAAUAGUUCCACGUCUAAUCCUUGACUUAUAGCUGCGCCUUACCUUGAUCGGGUUUUUUCUCAAUAGGAAAAAUGGCAAAGCGCGUGAACAGUUUUAGGUCGGACGCAUAAAGGGGCAAGUGCUUUUCGUUGUGAUAGCGACGCACGUAGCCAUGCCGGGAGCCUUCAAAAAGUCGUAAAAGCUGGAGUGAAUCUUCGAAACUAUAAAAUUUACUUGUUCCUAGCGGUAUCAAGAGUUUAAACUAGAGACAAUAUAGUUUUCCCAAACCCAUUGUCAAUAUUUUUGGUCACUAUAGUUUCUGAUAAAAUUGGAGAAUAAGAUCGCAAUGAGCUGAAAUGAACCUUCCAGAACGAUUUCAGCCCUGGAAAACGUUUUCAAACCCUCAAUUCAUUCUUAGAACCAUUUCAAAAAAGACAAAGUUCCAGGCGGCGCCUCCCAUGCCAAGAUAUGGAUUUGGUGAAUUUGAACCGCUUUAUCAAUACGAAAUGAAUCUGCACCGUUAUUAUUAUUUUCAAAUGGAACAGGUGUGUCGAAACGAAAAAAUGUUCUCGAAACUACAUUCUUUUUCCAAUGACUACUUCAAAGGGUCAUAGCCAGGCUUGUGCGAGGGACGGCCCGUCAACCUAUUGGGCCCCUUUUUUCGGAGCCCGACAGGGCCCGACUUUUAAAAAAAUAAGCUUGGCCUAAAGCACUUUUCACCAAGACAAAUACCAUACUUUUUAACGACAGAAAUCGAGUUGCUGAUUCUUUUUCUUUCAAAAUUCAAAAAAAAAAAUGAACUUCAAAAAUGUAUUCGGAGCCCGUCGUCCAGUCUGACGCACAAGUCUGGUCAUAGCUCAUUUCCGAAAGCAACUUUUUGGCUGGCUCAAGUUCUAUAAGAGUAUUUGGACCUCUGACUAUGAUAAUUUAAGCCAAAAAGAUUCCCUGAUCUCCUCCUUUCUCAACUAUCAAAAAAAUGAAAUCCGUUUCUGGAAAACCUGAUAAUUUAUAAAAUUGCAGCAACACCUCAUGAAUGCACAAUAUGAGCUUCAGCGUGCGACAUUGAACUACUGGGUAAGAUUUUUUCAGCGAAAAUAAGAUCGAGAAGCGACUUAUUGAGAGUUCGAGCAGUUCCCUCGAAUGAUAUAGCUAAUUUUAUUGAACUAAAAAAAACGGAUUUUCCUAUCAAAUGAAGUUAUCCGAAACGGUUUUCUAGCGGGAAGGUCAUUUUACCUCGAAGAUUUUUUUUUUGACGUCCUGAAAGGGUUGAUCUGCAAAACUUCUUAGAAACGACACCUAAAAGUUUGAAACCCGAUUGUAACGGGUUAUGAUCUUUUUUAUUUGAAAUGGAGGCGAUCUUUCUCGGAAACUAGGAAAAUUGAGGUAGUGUUUUCAAAAUCUUGAAAAAAAAUCCUGGCCAGUUUCCAUAAAUAAAAUCAGAUCGCAAAAUGAACCUUUCUUUGUGAGAACAUAAAACCUGGCCAAUUCUAUUAUUUUUUUUUGGGUAAACAUCAAAAAAAAGUGUCAGAAUUUUUUUUUCAAAGUGGUUUCCGAACUAGGAGAAAGAAAUGAUUUCAUUUUUUCUGAGACUCAUUCUUUACAACUCAAGUUUUUUUAGAACAUGCUCCACCAUCUCCCUGCUUGUCAAUGUGUGUUAUGCAGACUGUUAGUUUGAUUCGAAAGUAUUCUUUUAUCGAAUUGUGAAUUUUCAGCGGCCCGUACUACAGGGCUCCGCGGAUGUGGGAGCCGCCGUUCCAGUACUGUCAGUUUUUAUUUUCAUUUGCCUAGAAACAAAUAUAUAUCUUAACGCCUAUGAGAAAAAAAGAACGACUUUGAACUAUUCCAUUCUUUGAAAAUGAGAAUUGAAAACAGACACGCAUACUUCAUUUGCCUGGAAACUCAUUUUUCAGUGGCGUUUGACGCGCAUAAUGCGGCUAGACAGAGAAUGAACGAGUUGUACGGCUGGCCCCACAGACCUUUCAUCUACUUCCCGGGCAGAGGGCAGCGGUAAGUUCACGAAAAAAAUUUGAAAAAUUGAAGUAGGAAAAAAUUUUGAAAGCAUCGAAGUUGAAUUGUUCCCAGUUGGGAAAAAGACAGACAAAGAACCAUUCCAAAUGCGACUAGGCAAGGUUUUGACAAAAAGGUUUUAUGGCCUUCAAAUUUUUUUUGAGGACCAGUGUAACAAAAGCUGUGCUUAGAAUGACUAUUCUGGGAGCGAAAAAAGGGACUCAUCCAUUCCAAACGCGGCUAAUUGUACGGUGGAAUUUUUAUGAAGCAGAUGAAAAGUCAUUUCACAUCCACAAAAAGCCAUUCCAAAUGUGACCGAGAACACAAAAGUGAUCAGUUCAAGACGGCAUUUUUUUCGAACCAAAUAAGUUGGAAGAUUUUUAAAAAACGUGCCUCGAAAAGGGGCGUGGCGAGCCCAUCACAGAAGCUUCAAUAGGAGAUUCAGUGAAGCUCAGUUGCCAAAAAGCCUACAAAAAAUAUAACUUUGCUGAAAUAACUCAUGAAACUCACCUUUCUGAUCGAAAGCCCUUCAUGAAACCACGGCCAAAACACCGUUCUAUGGCUACCGUAAUCUGAAAGCAAGGUUUAUUACCAAUUUAAGCGAUAAUCCAUUUCAGAGAUCAGCCGGACGUCAACAACAACACGAGACGUUAA
Messenger RNA from Caenorhabditis auriculariae, 4254 nucleotides. The record is from the annotation of a GenBank genome assembly. NCBI's taxonomy places the organism in Eukaryota, Metazoa, Nematoda, Chromadorea, Rhabditida, Rhabditidae.